AACGAUAAUUUGCUGCACAAGUUUGUUGUGGAAGAGCGGUCUCGUGAGAAAAGAUCUAUUCUAUUGUUUGUUGAUAAUUGCCCGGCCCAUCCGAAAAUCGAGGGAUUAAAAGCUGUAAAACUGUUGUUUUUCCCACCUAACACUACAUCUAAGUUACAGCCCUGUGAUCAAGGGAUUAUCUUUUCAUUCAAAAGGCAUUACAGGUCACGUGUCCUUGACCAUAUUAUUUCAUGUCUAGACAAACAUAUCGAUAAACAGAUUAACAUUCUAAAAGCCAUACAAUGGUUUUAUGCGGCAUGGAAAGAUGUAACACCGACGUGUAUCCAGAAUUGUUUUAGAAUGGCUGGAUUUAUGAAUCAAGCACAGCAUGAAAUUAAUGCGACCCCGCAGGGGCAUGUUUCCGAUUCGUCUGACACAGACGAGUUCGAGGACGAUGACAUUCCGCUGGCUGAAUUGGCAUCGAAAUGGAAUCGCCUUAGAGUAUUCAGUGACAUAGACAAAAACAUUUCUUUUGAUGAUUACAUAAAUGCCGAUGAGAAUGUUGUCUCCGUUGAGCAGAAGUCCGAUAGCGAUAUAAUAGCGGAGGUACAGCAAAAAUUGAAACCCACUGAAACCCUGUCGCAGAGUGACGAAGAGUGUGACUCUGAGACUGUUGAUGACCCCCACCCACCAUGAAUGAGUUUCUUAAUGCUAUAGACACUUGCAGACGCUUUGUUCUUUCUAAGUCUGAUUCGUGUGAUUCUGUUUUCGGAAGUUUACAUGAACUUGAGAAAUUUUCAGUUGAAAUAGGGAAAGCCAAAAAGCAGACAAAAUUAACUGAUUUUUUCCGACAGUGAAUGCCUUUGUACAUGAACAAAACUUAAACAAGAUUUACCCAUGAGUGUAAAUAGUUAAAAAAGCAAUUUAAUUUUGACGGUUUUUUUCCAGUGUAUAAAUUUAAGCCAAUGUAAGGUUACCAGUACCUGUGUACAUAUUACUUUCGGUUUAUGUCAGUUUUGUGUUUAUUUUGAUGUGCAACUGAUUUUUUAUGCAUUCAACAUUGAUAUGCAUAAAAAGAAUAAAGUUUUGUCGUAAGUACAUGAUUGUCACAUGUCUAGUAUAUAAUGCUACUGCUUAUACAUGUUGAACGAUGCAGUGCAUCGUCAGUAAGCU
Messenger RNA from Ruditapes philippinarum (Manila clam), 1152 nucleotides. RefSeq names its product tigger transposable element-derived protein 4-like. The annotation marks the transcript as partial. Gene Ontology annotation, molecular function: nucleic acid binding. NCBI's taxonomy places the organism in Eukaryota, Metazoa, Mollusca, Bivalvia, Venerida, Veneridae. The record is from RefSeq and is a predicted model, not a curated record. The transcript has a single exon.